UCCUACCCAGGGGUGGACUAACAACUCAUGGGGCUCCCGGGCAAUAGGGGAUCAUGGGGCCCCUGUGUCCUUGCCCAAACUCAAAAAAAGCCUAGGGGCAUCUCAUGGGGCCCCCUACUGUCCCCGGGCCCUUGGGCAGUGCCCGAGUUUCCAAAUGGUCAGACCGCCCCUGGUGCUACUGUCAUGCCCUGGAAGAUGCAGAGUACACAGAAUUAAAAAAAACACAACCCCACAUUCCAUAAACUCUUUCUUAUCCCAUUAUCCCUAAUUAUUCUAAAAUAUUACAAUUUUUUUAAUUUUAUUUUAUGUUU
This is a messenger RNA of Staurois parvus, 311 nucleotides long. The record is from the annotation of a GenBank genome assembly. NCBI's taxonomy places the organism in Eukaryota, Metazoa, Chordata, Amphibia, Anura, Ranidae.